ACCAGAAUAUUAAGUCACUUAUUGUUCGUCCACUUCGUAUAAUCGUGACGUUAGCGUUUACUAAUUGGCGAAAGAGCGCCAAAUCUGAUCAAAAUCUGAUGGUACGGUUCAGUGGCGCGAAAACUACCGACUGAAAUGGCCGUGUCGUUAUACGUCGUGCUAGUGCUCGCCACGACAGCGCUAGGAGCGUCAAUUGCGCCUUCAGAAACACAAGUCGUGGAAAAGUCAUCAUGUGGACGAGUUUGGGUGACAGUCCACUCUCCUGAGAAACGGUACUUGGGACAAACCUUGAUUGAUGUCUUGGAGCUUAAUUGGGACUUCAGAGAAUGCUCCACCAUUCCUAGACAAAUAGGUUUAUUUGCCAAUCGUCCCUUAUCUUGGAACAAUGCGAUUGCAAUUUUCGCCAUCGGGUCCCCAGAUGGUCACAUAAUCACUAACGUGUCCCUAGGAGAGGGCACGUUACCAGCAGGAUGGGAUACGGGAGCUGGGCCCAGAGGGCCUAUCUGCUUAUGGCCCUGGGUUGGAGCUGGAGACAAUAACAUAGAAGCCUUUAAUUGUUUGAAGAUACAGCCUACUUGGAUGGAAGACAAUGCAGAUAAAAUUAACAAACUUCGCAUCGGUGAGUUAGCUCUGGCCGGCAGCCACAACGCGGGAGCGUGGCGCUUCGACACGGAACUCAGCAGCUUAGCCAGAGACAAUUUCAUUUUGUGCCAGGACCGCUCCAUUUGGGCACAACUAGUCCACGGAAUCAGAUACUUAGACUUUAGGAUUGGCUAUUAUGAUUUUUACGACAAAGAGGAAGACAGAUAUUGGCUCAAUCAUAACUUAGUCAGGGUUCGACCUCUGGUACCGCUUUUGAGAGAAAUCAGAGCGUUCUUGGACAUCACAAAUGAGCUGGUGUUCCUUGAUGCCCAUCACUUUCCAAUCGGCUUCUACAAUCCUGACGGAACACCGAUCAGGGAAGUCCAUCAAGGCUUGCUAAGAAUUAUACAAAGGGAGCUGGGACCGCACAUAGCACCGGCCAAUCGAUUUGCCACCGGAGCCGGAAGCAGAGGUCCGACGGUACAGAGUCUGAUUGAUGCAAAUCAAAGACUACACUUCAGUUACGUCGAUAACAUAAUAGUUAAUGAAAACAAUUGGCUGUGGCCGAAUCUGCCACAUCUUUGGGCGAGAACUAACAAUCCCACAGAGCUAUUCCUAUACUUAGACCAGGCGAUUAGCGCGUCACCACAGCCGACGGCACGCUCGCCAAUGCACUCAGCAAUGGCCCAAACCACGCCUUCUGUUCUCGACAUUCUAUUGUUACGCGGCUCUCUGCGUAUUAAUGCUGAUGGAGUUAAUCGUAGGGUGACGGCCCGUCUCACAUCACUCUGGCGACCAAACGCGAACAUUGUCUCCACAGAUUUCUUCCUCGGCAACGACGUCAUCGACGUAUCCAUAGCGAUUAGCGUGGAGCGUGCUGAGCAGUUAUGACGUCAUCGAGCUCGUAAUAAGACGGGAGGUCUGCAUUUAAACAAUAAAGUCCAUAUCACAGUACCUGUGCUACCUCCCAGAGUUCCGUAGCUCCCGCGCAAAACAGACCACUCAACUUUGCUCUGAUUGGAAUAACCGUCUUCACUCAUACGAUGAAGAUUGACAUAGUAAUUUGAAUCCGCAAUUUUAUAAUGUUAGUACAUGUGACCGGUGUCACAUUAACGAUUUUGAAGCGGAGCCAAAUAGUUCGUUGAUUUACUAUUAAAUUAUUAACAUUUGUAUUUUAGCUCAUAGUUCAAAACUAGUCUUGUACGCUGUAGUAAAAAAAUUUAUUGUACAUAAUUAAACAUGGUGCCAAAGUGA
Molecule: messenger RNA, 1836 nt
Organism: Bombyx mori (domestic silkworm)
Lineage: Eukaryota; Metazoa; Arthropoda; Insecta; Lepidoptera; Bombycidae
Exons: 7
Coding region: 136-1473 (445 amino acids)
Biological process (GO): lipid metabolic process
Molecular function (GO): phosphoric diester hydrolase activity
Source: RefSeq, a predicted model, not a curated record